AUGUCGUUCAUGGGUGGCGCUGAAUGCUCGACCUCCGGCAACCCCCUCAGCCAGUUCCAAAAACACGUCCAAGAUGACAAGACCUUGCAAAGAGACAGGCUGGUGCAAAGAGGACCGAAUGCGCUCGCCGGUGGCUUCCGGAGUGCCGGCGCAAACGCUCCGCAGGAUGAGAUGAUGAACGGUUUCCUGAACAACGCCCCCGGCCUUCAACCAGAGAUUCCGAUGCAAAAUGGUGCUGUCCGGAUAGACCCUGCCCAAGGCGUACACCUCCGCGCGAACUCGACAUCCCCGACAUGGGCGAAUGAUUUUCAGAACCAGGCCGCCAUGGAAUCGGCGUUCAACGCUCCUCCAGGAACACAGUUUAGCCCCGAGGAAUUUUCGCGCUUCAGACAAAUGAACCAGCAGCCCUCAUCGGCCCGAGCGAGCCCCAUGCCCAGCCAGAUGUCUCAGCAACCGAGAAUGGGAAUGAACAUGGGAAUGAGCAUGGGUAUGGGAUACAACAGCAUGAUGGGCUCCUCCAUGUAUCAGCCCAUGUACCAACAGCACAUGCAACAACAGCCGAUGCAACAAGAUGCCAAGGGAAAGGGAAAGCUGGUCGAGUUGGAUGACAACAAAUGGGAGGAGCAGUUUGCGCAGAUGGAGCUGCAAGAGAAGGAGGAUCAGGAGGCCAAGGCAGCUGAGCCGGAGCUGGAGGAGAUGGACAAGGCCAUGCAGUCAGAAACCGGUUACGGCGACUUCGAAUCAAUAUGGAAGGGCAUCGAAGCGGAGACAGCAGCGGCGAGAGGCAUGGUCGACGACUCGACAUUUGACAAGUUCGACAGCGAGGACUGGGGUCCUGAUUUCACCGGUAUGAACAGCGACUGGGGACGUCUCGGCGACCCUGUGGUGGAGAACUACCUCUUUGAGGAGGACAACUUUUUCAGUGAGGAGAAGAACGCUUUCGACGAGGGUGUGCGGAUCAUGCGCGAGGGCGGUAACCUGUCUCUCGCCGCACUCGCCUUCGAAGCUGCGGUGCAACAGAACCCAAAUCACACCGAGGCCUGGGUCUACCUCGGCUCGGCACAGGCGCAAAACGAAAAAGAAACCGCGGCGAUUCGUGCCCUCGAACAGGCACUCAAGCAGGACCCCAACAACCUGGCUGCUCUCAUGGGACUGGCUGUCUCCUACACUAACGAGGGAUACGAUAGCACCGCCUACCGCACGCUGGAGAGAUGGCUGUCAGUAAAGUACCCGAACAUCAUCGCCCCGAAGGACCUGCACCCCAUGGCCGAGAUGGGCUUCACCGACCGCCAACAACUGCACGACAAGGUGACUAGCCUGUUCAUCAAGGCUGCCCAGCUCAGCCCGGACGGCGAGCACAUGGACCCCGACGUUCAGGUCGGACUUGGAGUCCUCUUCUACGGCGCCGAGGAGUACGACAAGGCUGUGGAUUGCUUCACCGCGGCACUCCACUCAUCGGAGCUCGGAACCUCGAACCAGCAGGAACAGCUGCAUCUGCUGUGGAACCGUUUGGGCGCCACCCUCGCCAACUCGGGCCGCUCCGAGGAGGCCAUCGCCGCGUACGAGAAGGCGCUUAGCAUCCACCCCAACUUCGUGCGCGCGCGCUACAACCUCGGUGUGAGCUGCAUCAACAUCGGCUGCCACGCCGAGGCCGCCUCCCACUUCCUCGCCGCGCUCAACAUGCACAAGGCCAUCGAGAAGAGCGGGCGCAACAUGGCGUACGAGAUCCUCGGCGGCGGCGACGGUGCUCGCGGCGGCACCAACACCGCCCACCUCGACGAGCAGAUCGACCGCAUGACGGCGCAGAACAGGAGCACCACGCUGUACGACACCCUGAGGAGGGUCUUCACGCAGAUGGGCCGCCGGGACCUGGCCGAGAAGACGGUCGCGGGCGUCGACCCCGAGAUCUUCAGGAGCGAGUUUGACUUUUAG
Colletotrichum karsti is the source of this 1932-nucleotide messenger RNA. Its product is annotated as tetratricopeptide. Lineage: Eukaryota; Fungi; Ascomycota; Sordariomycetes; Glomerellales; Glomerellaceae. The transcript has 2 exons. The record is from RefSeq and is a predicted model, not a curated record. Bases 1 to 1932 code for a protein of 643 amino acids. Gene Ontology annotation, molecular function: protein binding. Gene Ontology annotation, cellular component: peroxisomal membrane; cytosol. Gene Ontology annotation, biological process: protein import into peroxisome matrix, docking.